This is a messenger RNA of Ilyonectria robusta, 888 nucleotides long. Its product is annotated as BTB/POZ protein. The record is from RefSeq and is a predicted model, not a curated record. Gene Ontology annotation, molecular function: protein binding. Lineage: Eukaryota; Fungi; Ascomycota; Sordariomycetes; Hypocreales; Nectriaceae. The coding region runs from base 1 to 888 and encodes 295 amino acids. The transcript is spliced from 2 exons.
AUGAUUUCUACAAGGACUAUGGACAAAAUUGCGAAGUACAUCCAUACUUCUGGUCUCCUGAACACGAUAAAGUCUAACUCGCUUAAUAGAUUGCGGGAGAAUGGCGUGUUUGCUGACUUUGAAUUCACUUGUGAUGGGCAUACUAUACCGGUUCAUAGGGUGAUCGUUUGCAGUCAAUCCCCGGUGUUUCACGCGGCAUGCAUUGGGAAAUUCAAGGAGGCAUCUACCCGAACGUAUAGCCUAGACUCUCAUUCCCUGCCAAUGGUACGACGGAUGGUGGACUUCUUCUACACCGGUGACUAUACUGGAGAAUCUGAGGAAGACAACACAAGCGAAGACGCGAUUCCCAUUCUGUCGAUUCAUGCAACAAUGUUUGCUUUGGCAGACAAGUACAACAUGGAAGAAUUAAGAGUCCUGUCAGCAAAGAAAUACUCGGAAAACUUGAAGAAAAACCCGGACGUUGUCAACUUUCUUCUUUCAAUAUCUGAAGUUUACAACUCUACACCAACCUAUUCGAGAGGACUUUGCGAUCCCGCUCUAGCUUUUGCUAGAGAGAGGCUUCCCGAGUUUCUGACCUCAUCAGAUGCCAAAGAAUGGUUCGAUGAGGCAACCGCUGAUACUCCCGAGUUCAUCAAAGACCUUUUAUAUUCUUUUAUACAAUACCCGCUGAUGGGUUAUUGUAGUGAUUGUGGCAGAGCCAACCCAGUACCGGUUGAACCUCUUCAAUGUCGAUGCAAACGGUGCGGCAAAGGCGGUGCGAGCACAAAAUGCCACGUUAGAAUUUCCGACGUUAGGCGUUUCCUGUAUUACAACGAGCCAAUAAUUCAACAGAAAAAUGGCAUAGCUAAACACGUUUCGCCUUCACCUAGAGACUGUGAUAGGAGAUGA